GCUCUGCUGACCGCUGCCCUGUCGGCCCGCCCGCAGCCUUCUCUCUGCUGAAUGCUGCCUUGUCGGCCGACCCUCAGCCUGCUAUCUGCUCACAGCUGCCGCAAUGCCCUUUAUUUCGAGGCGCCUUUGCCGCAGCGGGGUGCAACUUUGCGUACCUGGCAGCGGGGUGCAACUUUGCCUACCUGGCAGCGGGGUGCAACUUUGCGUCCACGGCGGAGUGCAGCUUCGCCUACCUGCAACUCUCCUCACGCAUCUCGGAUCGUGUCUCUUUGGUCAGCAUGCCCUCUCUUUGUCUGCGGCUCUCUCCUGCCCAAUUCGCAUCAACGCUGGCGUUCCACACCACACUAGUGGAGUGGAGGGGAGGGGAGGGGCUGAACUGA
Messenger RNA from Closterium sp. Naga37s-1, 380 nucleotides. The record is from the annotation of a GenBank genome assembly. NCBI's taxonomy places the organism in Eukaryota, Viridiplantae, Streptophyta, Zygnematophyceae, Desmidiales, Closteriaceae.